Messenger RNA from Tigriopus californicus, 5648 nucleotides. RefSeq lists its product as uncharacterized. Gene Ontology annotation, molecular function: transcription corepressor activity; protein binding. Lineage: Eukaryota; Metazoa; Arthropoda; Copepoda; Harpacticoida; Harpacticidae. The record is from RefSeq and is a predicted model, not a curated record. Gene Ontology annotation, cellular component: nucleus. Gene Ontology annotation, biological process: negative regulation of transcription by RNA polymerase II.
CAUGUUUUCCUCAACGCCAGCUCCCUGUUAAUCUCGAGACAAGAAUACAAGUGUGGAAGAAGCCCAAUGCAAGCGCAGUGCGUCGUGAUCCGGUCACCUCGUCCAGUGAGACGAGAGGCCGAGACGAUCGAGAAGUACUGAGAUCUGAAGGAAAAGAACGACAAGAACGAACGAACGAACGAACGAACCAAGUUGCCCUCCUCAACUACUCCUACUUCCACAACUACAACUUCUAACACUGCUACGACGGUGACGACGACGACUUCGACUUCUGAAGCAGUGACUCGACGAGACGAACAAGAAGAAGAGCUCCUUCCCUCCCCCCCCCCAUACGGCGACUACUUUAGUACUAGUGUAGACUGUAGAGACACCACCACAGAGGGAGAGAACGAGAAGAAGUAAAGUGAGUGAGUGAGAGAGGACUGAGGACUGAGGAAGAAAGAGAAGAAGUUGGAAUUUCGCUUCGAAGAGGAAACACGCACGAAUUGAGCUCGCGUCGAAAAUGGUGAAAAUCCCCGAGAAUUCCAUUUAAAACGGUGGGUGUGGCCUGGCUGGGAUCUAUUCUGGAGUCCAAUCUGGAAUCCAUUCUGGGACCAAGCAAGAUGCCCUGGCUGGCCAGUCAAACGCCAGCAGCUCUCCCGGUGGGUGUGACCGAGUGCCCGACCCAGAGGUUGUCCCAGAGGAUGAGAGGCUAGAACCCACCCCGGAUGAAUGACAAUCAUAAACCAUAUUGCAGAGUGUGCCACUCAGUCCAAGGCUUACAAGUGAACCCAGAAGUGAUUCAGGGAGUGAUUCAGGGAGUGCGUGAGUCCGUGCCUACCUUUGAGAUUGGAGACGGGUGAGUGGUGUGGGCUGGAAAGCCUUACAAGUUGACACUCAAAUAUGGUGGACCGAGGCUCGAGUGACACCUAUUCCUUGCCGCCCCGGCUUCCGCCGCCCAGUGGGACGGGUCCGCCUCAUUCUUGGCCCAGCGGGCCCUAUAUGCCCACUGGGCCCUACCCGCCUAAUUACACGCCCAAUCCCGGUUACGCUUCGCCUUACAUGAGCCAGUUCUCGGGCUAUGCCUCCAGUCCAUCGGCGUAUUUGUCACCCGUGAGUAAUGGCUCGUCCCAAGACAAGAUGGGACUCAAUGGGGGAGGCGGAGGCGGGGGCUAUGGCAAUGUGGGUGGUCACCCCGGAUAUCAGUUCCAUGGCUUGAGUGGUGAUAUUCGACCUUUGCCCGCCCACAGCCCCUUACCCGCUCAUUUGCGAUCCAGCGGGGGCAGUACGGGCAGCAACAGUCCGGGCAGUUCGUCCCCGCUGCCGGCCCACAUGCGGAGUAGUCCAUAUCAACCUACUCAAAAUUAUCAUUUGAACUCCGCCCCGCCUUAUCAUCCGCCCACGGCCUUACCUCCCGGUUACAUCCCACAGGCCCAGGGGUCGUAUCCCAAUCAUGCAGCGGGUCAUCAAAGUAAUGGCGCUACCGCCACCGAUUCUACCAAAGAGCCUAUACUGAAAGUACCUCAAGGCCACCAUGUCCCGGGCGUGACCAACGGGAAUGGUGGUGGAGUGCCCGGGUACAACCUGUCCCAUCCGUCAUCUUACUACGGUGGACCCUCAGUCCCCUCUUCAUCAUCUCAUGUCCAGCCUUCGGGCAACCAUGGCGGACUCUACCAUGGGAACUCCACCCACAGUUCAGCCAUCCCACCUUAUGGACACCUGAGCAAUAUGCAGCCGCCGCCCUUGUCUCAUCUCCCUCCUCCUCACCCUCAUCCUCAUCCGCCUCAUCCCCAUGCCGCCCAUCAUUCGUCCGAUCAGCCCGUGUCUUUGGCCACCCAUAGUUCCUCAUCGUCAUCUCAUCCAUUGUCAAACUUGUCCAGCGAGCCGCCGCCCACAUCUGACCGAACGUCCUCUACCCCGUUAUCGAGUAUAGCGUCUCACAUACCCAACGAUCUCAGUAAGAAGAAGAAGACCAAAAAGGACAAAAAGGACAAGAAAUCCUCAUCCUCUUCCUCAGUUAAGAUGCCAGCUAAAAGUAGAGAGCCUCUUCACAACGGGUUACCGGCCGGCGUUGCUCCCGGCUCGUUGGAUCUGUCUCGCCUGCAACCCGUCGGCCCGCCUCCUCCACCUACUCCUCUUCCUCUUCCUUCUACUCCUCAAGCCCCUACCCGGACCAUUCUGAAUACGCCGAUGGUUUCUCCUACUCACAACAAAGUGUCGACCUCCAAUGCGAACACUCCAUCCAAGUCUUCAUCAAACGGGAUUUCCAGCAAGACAUCCGCGCCCCUAUCGAUUCCAAGUGUACCUCAUCCUUCUCCUAAUGGCAAAGGGCUUAAAAAUGGGGGUUGGAAAAAACGAAAGGCCUCUGUGGAGCCCGCUGGUCCCGGCAAUGCAAAGAAACUCAAGAGUGAUCAGAAUUCCUCGUCGUUGAAAAAGCGCCCCUCGUACAUGUCCGACGUGAUGAAUUGCACGCAAGACGACCCAUAUAGUUUUGAUGCCGAGGAGAAACGACCUGCGCCUUCAUAUGGCCCGGUUUACAAGUUCAAAAGUGCUUUACUCUCUCGUGAGAGCCGAUCUGGCAGUACGGACUCAAAAUCGAGUUGCUCGAACGGGUUCCAAACCAAACCGCGACUCAAUUUGAGAUCCGCCGAACAUUCCUUUCCCUCGGUGGUGGAUCUCAUGUUGGAGGACUUCCAGACCAAAACCAUAUCCGUGUCCAAUAAGCCUAGUUUAGACCAUUACCGCUUUCGUUUGGCUGUCAAAAUGGAGAAGAAAGAGAACCGUGGUCGGAAGAAGAAAGCCGACCUCGUCAGUGAUACCAAUGGUGGUGAAGGCACACCUUUGAAUUCACCUCCCCCCAAUUCAAACUUGGACUCCAUGAUGAGUGGAGAAACGUCUCUGGAUCUCUCUACUACGUCUUUGAAGACACCUGUGUCCCUAAAUGGAGACCAUCCUGGACAAAACCAUAAGGAGGAGGAAGAGGAGGAGAUAACCUCUCCGGAGGUUGAAACGCCAAAGAAAAAGAAAUCACCAGGAAGGAAAAAGAAGAAGCAACAACAGCAGGCAGAGGGGGACGAAAACAAGCCAUUGGCGAAAGAUGAACAGCGAGUUCCCCCCUUGUCGGGAAUCAGUGAUACCACGAGUAGUAUAAUUAGUAACAAAACCGACUCCUCAUCUCCAACUCCCCCCAUAACCUCGUCCAAUACACCAUCGCAGUCCAACGUGAAGAAGGGAAGUCUUUGGGCUUUGCCCAUAGUGCCCAAAUUGCCUCAAAAGUCUUCUGACAAGUCCACAGCAAGUGCUAUAUUGGCCAAAGCCAAGCCCGUGAAAGAUGAGAGCAGUGGCGAAGUAGACAUUAGUGAUAUCUGGAGACAAGCAUUCGGUGCCGGCAAGCCCAACAACAAAAAGAUGUCCGCGGGUUCGGACAUCGCUUCGAACGGAGGUGCGAUCAAGAUCAAAUCCGAAGCCAGUGAUGAACCCAAAAAGAAAAGCUGUCUGGAGACUCCGCCGGAGCUAAGGCGGAGGCCCAGGCCAAAUUUUGGAGGAUUGAUUCAUUUUGCUCCCGAUUGGCAGCACCGAGUAUAUGCUCAUCAUAACAAGUGCAGGAUACCCGCUCCCAUUCGGGAGCGAAUGAAAGUGGAACCCAAAAUCUUGAGCUCUGCUCUCCCGGGUUCAGCAGGUGUGGUGUCAUCCAACGAAGAACUGCAACUCACUGAUAACAUUUUGGCAUCAGCUCUGACCUCCGCUCCAGGUGAACACGCUCGCCCAAGAAAGAUUGUGGGUGACGAAAGUGGAAGACCCUUCAGUGUUGUGGAUAGAAUUAUUGAGAAGCGAAAGAUGAGGAUGUCCAUUCCAAGGCUCUACAAAAUGACAGGCCAACGGAAGAGUAAGAUGAAGAUGGUGUUCGACAAACUCCCAGAGGAGAGCAUCGCCCUUAUGCCGACCCCAGGUCUGCCUCUUCUCACCGAAGAUACCACCGAGAUCCUCAUUGGUAGCAACUAUGGCAAUUUCCGUCGGCAAACACUUCUCCGGUAUCUGGAUUCUUCCGUCUCAGUCACAUCUUGUUCCGAAACCGAGAAAACGCCUGUCAAGAAGGCGAAGGAAGAAGUAGCGAAUGAAUCCCCUGCGUCAGAAAAGCCCAAGAAGAGAGGCCCAGGUCGAAUGAAGAAGGCAGAGAAGGAUCUCUUGCUAAAGAAAGAGAAGAAAGAACCCGAUGAGGAAGCGGUGCCAGCUGCUCAUGCGAUCAAAGUGCCAGAAACACCCUCCAAGAAGCCGUCCAACUACACUGAGGAUGACUAUAUUCCCACUGAAAAGGAGGAGCAGCUCCAAGACCAGCUGCAAACAUUUGCGCUGGAGCUUUUGGACGAGAACCCCUCUUGGGGCUCGAAGACUGUCAUCCAGAAUCUGGUCAUCUGGGAGCCCAUUGAUCCCGUGUUCCCGGAGAAGAAGAUUAAGAAGAAGGCCAAAAAGUACAAGAAACGUCAAUCGGGUCUGGAUUUCUCGUCAUCGUACAAAAAGAAAGCUGGGAAGAGUCGUGAUACAUCGAGAGCGAACUCGCCCGAGCCAAAGGAGUCGAAACCCAUUCGUUACAGUUUGGAUAACGUGAUCAACGAGUCCAAGAAUUGGGUCAUCGACAAAGGAGCCGGAGAAACGAUCCUGCAUCGCGCCUCCAAAAUGGGCUACCCCGAUGUGGCGGCCUAUGCAGUGGACAUUGUCAAGAUGAACCCGAACCUGAAGGACAACGCCGGCAUUCCGCCCAUUCACAAAGCGGCUUUCAAAGGCCACAACGACAUAGUACAAAUUCUACUCAAGUAUGGUGUGGACCCGAACACCAAUGUGAAAGGUACUCGCCCUCUACACGAGGCCUUAGAAAGUGGCGACCUGUGGUCAGUGUUCCAUCUCCUGGGUUAUGGCUCAGAUCCUCUCUUGUACGACUAUUCUGGGAACAUGCCCAUUGAUCUCACCGAGGACGAUGAGGACAUGAGGCGAUACCUCUCAUCCGUUCUGGCUGACCUCCAUGGAAAAGCGGGAGACCGUUGGAACGUGUCCCAUGAGCCAUCAUUUCAUAUGCCCGAAGAUCUUCUCAAACGCCAUUUUCACAAAGACCCCGAGAAUGAUGGCAAGAGCGAGUCCGACGACGAUUCGGACUCGGAGGAUGACGAUCUCAUCAUGGAGUCUUCCAGUCAGCCGUUACCAGCCUAUUUCCAAUUCCCGGAUCGAGAGGGCCACUUCAUGUUCCUGUCGGAUGUGAAAAGCUCGUCAAAGAUCGAUUUGAAGAAGCAAGAGAUCCUGGAGAUGUCUUGGGAGGACUUCAUCCGCACUAGUCAUUGUUGCCUUUUGGGAUAUUCGAUCCCGAACUCGAUGAAGCAGCACGAGAAAUCAAUCGUCAAACUCGUAGCAAUUGAAGGAUCGAUCAAACGAAGCUUGGCCAUUGAAUCCUCGCCCAUUAAAAGCAAAUCCAAGUGCAAUUAGGUCCCCCACACUAUGGGCUCUAGAACCAAAAUCGUUGUUAUCCCCCAUUAGCGGAACGACUCGGGAAAGAAUAUCAUCCUUUUUACGCCCCGCGUUUUUUCUGUUCCUGUCUCGAUCAUUAAAUCCUAUUAUUUAACAUAUUGACAGAUAAAUAUAACCAGAGGCAUCAUUCGGUUCACUACCGAAGAGAGACAUGA